Messenger RNA from Zonotrichia leucophrys gambelii, 2178 nucleotides. RefSeq names its product chromosome 2 C7orf57 homolog (gene C2H7orf57). Lineage: Eukaryota; Metazoa; Chordata; Aves; Passeriformes; Passerellidae. The transcript has 7 exons. Bases 142 to 879 code for a protein of 245 amino acids. The record is from RefSeq and is a predicted model, not a curated record.
CUUCUUGGGGUUGGGUUUGGGCACAGCCAGAGCGGGUGUGUGUGCCAGGAGCUCCUCAGCGAGCUGCUCCUGGAAGUGCUGUCCUUACAGCGACCGAACGGCAUCAGCUGCGGCUGGAGUCACUCCGGACAGCAAUACCCCAUGGCACUGAAACAACCAGAGAAGAGCCCACUUUCCUCCCAGAUUCUGGGUCUCAGUGACCUUCCAAGAGCUCCUCAUGAAGUGCCACUGCCUGGGUGCCACAGGAAGAGGAUCAAAGAGACUGAUUCAGCCUAUGUCAGGCUGGCAAAGCAAGGAGGCCGACCUGACCUGCUGAGGCACUACACUCCUGUGGUAAUGAAGUCCCCUCCAGCAGCAUAUGCUGCCCCUGACUGGUUCACACACUGUGCCAGUCCUGCAGGGAUUGAGAAGCCACGGAGCUGUGUUUCCUCUCUACCAGAUUUUAUGGUUCACAGAGAGUUUGUGGCUGGUGACCGUCAUGGUAAGAGUUAUGAGAGAAGAAGAGGGCCUUUUGAGUUUGAUACAAAAAAUGUUUGGCAGCGGGAUGCCGAGGACAAAGAAAAUGCAGAGAAAAAGAAGGUAAAGCUUCCACCUAUAAGCCCUAAAUAUCCAAGCAGAAUGCCAACUGUUUCUACAAAGGAAUUUAGUGGAGAAAAUAAGCUUUCCUUGCCACCCAUGCCUGCUCAGAGAAAAAUUGAAGCAGUAAAUUUUAGCAAAUUAAUAAGUAAUGGUUAUGGGACUGACUGGUUGCAGCAGUGUACUGGAUGGGAAAAAAAGAUUGACGAAACAUCAGAAAAUAGUGAUGACUCUGAAGAUUCAGAACACUCUGAAUCACCACCUGCAAGCAAUGAGUUAAAAGCCACCGUUUCAGGGAUGUAAUAAGUAACUUGAAAGAUUCUUGGGGAAAUUAAAGCUUUGUAUUGCUUAUAUAGCCCACUAUUUACACAUUGGCUAGAUUAUUUUUGUAACUUAACGCAUCCCUGAUUAAAAUGUUUGUGAGAUGGAUGAACCUCCUUGGGCUUGAUUGCAGCAAAUUUUGAAGAACCGACAACAGCUGUCAGUGCUUAGUCCUAGACCUUUUCUUAAUGUAAUAAACAAAGCUAAGCUGAGGUUUUCUCCUGCACAAGACACCUGCUGCUUUGCUGUUCUCAAACAGGAUUACCAUAUUGCUGCUGACUUGACUAGACACAGGCAUGCUAUUGAUGUGCACAAAUCAACAAGUUUCUUUAGUUAAGUACAGCUGUAUUCAUGAAUUAUGCCAUAAAGAAAGGUGAAGGGGAACUGUAUGGUAUGGGAUGAAAUGUAGCUAGAAAGCAUUGAACUGGUAUGGAUACUUGCAGUAAAAAAAGUCAAACCUUCACUGGAAAGAGUGCUUCUUCAUCCCAAAAGCUCAUUUACUUUGAACAGCCACUCAGCUUUCUAGGACAGUUCUAUUGCUGUGCCUGCUGCACAAGAACCAGUUGAUCAGUCAUAGUGUUCAGCCACAUAAUUAAAGAUCUGGUGGCGUUUCCUGGUAUAGUCUCAUUGUAUAGAAGCUGAAUCAUGGAUUAACAGUUCUAUGGACUCAGCUAUCUAUUAUGUUAGCACUUUCAGCUGUUAAAUAAAAAAAUUAUCUAUCCUGAAGUCUUGACUGCAGCAAAAAUAUUGUAUGCUAGAUCACUGUGUUUAUUCGCACCAGCAGAAGUUUGUACUUUGAAAUAGCGAUGUAUAAAUGUUGUACUUUAUUACUUUGAAAAAGUUAAGAUACACUGAUAUUUCAACACUUGCUAUUUUGUCUACUUGAAUUAGGAUAUAAUCUUAUUAAUAAUGAAAUAUUGAUUAUAAAGUCCACUAGAAAGUGGGUGCAAUUUCAUUACUGCGCUUUUUACUAAUAGCAUGAAAAGCAAACUCUUAAUUUUUAGAAUUUCCUCUUCAGAUUACAUUCAGUAGAUUUUACACCUUUGAAUCCAAGUACUGUUAAGUAGAUGUCUUUGAACAGAAUGUUUAAAGUAUUUGGUUUAAUACUGUUCCUUUAGAACUUUGAUGUAAAAAUUGAUUGGAAAUUGGUAAACCAUUGCUAAUCUGAACCCUCAAAAUUUUCAGCAAACUGUAGAAAUUUUGCUGUUGAUGUUGUUAGACCUAGCACCUGAGUCCAUGUUUGCUAUCCAUUAUUUUGAACAAUUCAACUAAAUUGUAUUU